CCGAGAGAUGGCCUGGGUCAACCUGCACAGCACGGCCGCCCGCGGCGACCUGGACCAGCUGCGGCGGCACUGGUGGCUGAAGAAGUUCCUCAUCAACAGGCGCAAUGCGGACAAGCAGACACCUCUGCAUCUUGCUUGCAUAAAUGGCCAUGCAGAUGUUGUUCGGUUUCUAGUAGGCAAGAAUUGCAAGCUAAAUCCUCGUGGCAAAUAUAAGAAAUCACCAUUGAUACAGGCAGUACAGCACCAACACAGAGAUUGUGUGGCUAUUCUGCUGGAGCAUGGUGCCAACCAUGACCACAGAGCUGUUACUGGUAACACCGCCCUUCACUUUGCUGUCCUGGUGUCUAGCAAAUCUCUAGUGGAGCUGUUACUUGAGCAUGGUGCAGAUAUUGAUGCUAAGAAUGAACUGGGAUACACUCCACUUACUCUUGCGAUCACUGAGCGUUGUAAAGGGAUGAUCGAGUUCCUUCUUCAAAAAGGAGCUGACGUGAAUGCUACAGAUAAUCAUGAAAGGACCCCCAUGGAAGUUGCUGCUGUUCUUAAGGAUAAGGAUACAGUAGAAGUUCUUCUUCACAAUGGCGGUGUUAUGAAUAAAGGAUACACCGGAGAGUUUUCAGCUCGAGAUUUUGACGAACUAUUUCGAGAUGAGUUUAUUGCUAAAGAAGGAGGGGAAUAUGAGUACUCUGAAAGGAAGGGACAAUGUUCUGCCAGAGGCACAGAAGAAAUUAACAGCUCUUGCUCUGGGACAAAUGCUGACACUCUCUUGACUACACCUGCAUUGCCAGAAUCAUGUAAGACUCUUCGCUAUCAAGGAGGUAUCUUGACAGGAGUGAGAGAAGAGCAGAGGAAAGACAAAGACUCCCCUUGGGAUUCUGAGACUGAUUCCAAAGGUCAGGGGAAAGUUUCUGCUGACCCGACACUUCCUGCUGCAGUUGGCAAGAGUUUGGAUGCGUGCUCUGUUGGAGUGGAGCACUGCAAAGGGCUCUUGCCAGCAGCAGGAAAAGAGAAAAAGGAAGACAAUGACUUUUCCUGGGAAGAUGAUGACUUUUCCUGGGCUUUUGAGACUGAUUCCAAAGGUCAAGAGAAAGUGUCCGCUGACCUGACACUUCCUGCUGCGGUUUGCAACAGUUUGGAUGUGCGCUCUGUUGCAGUGGAGCACUGCAAAGGUAUCCUGCCAGCAGCAGGAGCAGAACUGAAGGAAUAUUUUGUCCCUUCUUCUAAGAAUAAGCUUUCUACACUGGAGGCAGAAGAUCUUCAGCUCAGAUCCGAUUCUUCAAGUCAAACAGAUUCUCAGGUGGACAGACAGGUGACUCCAAUAGAG
Molecule: messenger RNA, 1321 nt
Organism: Neopelma chrysocephalum (saffron-crested tyrant-manakin)
Lineage: Eukaryota; Metazoa; Chordata; Aves; Passeriformes; Pipridae
Product: POTE ankyrin domain family member B2-like
Exons: 12
Molecular function (GO): protein binding
Source: RefSeq, a predicted model, not a curated record